AUGUCUGGCACUGGCACUGGCACACCGUCAGAGCUAGCUACAAGCGAAAUGCCGGUCUCCGAGCCCGAGGCGGAAGAACCAGAGGCUACGCCUGCUCCGAAAUUAUCUACGUUCCCUCCAUACCCGCCUUACGCCACGGAGGUAGUACCGCCGUCAGUGGCAGAGGCAAUCAUCGCUGGCCAUGGCCUGAGGCUGCAACACAAGUCCAUCCCACGCAAAUCUAUAAAACCUCCUCCGAAACCAGCUAGACCCAGGGGUCCCAAAGCAACGGAUGUGAAGAUGACAAAAACUGCAUUUCGAGCCCACGCCCGCUGUCUGCGCAAACAUGGUGCGAUCCUCACUGACCGUCUCGAGCGCAUGUCCAAGCCAACGCGACGCUCCAUCAUAUACUUGUGGCGGGAACACGCUAACACGCUACCUCCAGAAACGAUUGCUCGUCUCCGAUCAAUGUUAGACGCCGACGAACCAUUCAAACCAGAUCAGGCGUACGAAUAUUUUAUCAAUUUGAAAAAAACUCAGAAGAAAGCUGCUGCCACAUCACAAAUUAAUGAUAUUAAGAAAGAUAUGUUGGCUAUGGUCGGCGAAAAAAGGUUCGUUUGGGCAAAAAAUGCUACUGUGGCAUUUGCUAGGGGCAUUCAACAACGAUUAUCCAGGCCUGGGCGUUAUGCACUCGCUGAUGGAAUGCUAAGGUUGUCGAACAUUAUUAUGGAUGAAAUUUGUGGUUAUAUGCACAUGAAAACUCCUUCGAGGCGGAAUACGCAUCCAAAAGCAAAGUUCAUGAUGGAGAUAUCAGACAAGGUUGCAGUUUGGAUCGACGAAAUACUAUCAGAAUCAGAUGACAGGAUGCUAAUGAUGGACUUCGAUGAAGACGACGAAGUGGAAAGAUUCUACGAGGAUGAAGUAAGGCCCGCGGGGGAGCCUCAUGAGAAGGAUAAGUCACCGUUGAUUUUGACGCCGACUCCUACUGAGGGAGCUGCUACGCCGGACCCUACACUGGGGCCUCUACCUGGGGUGGUGCCGGGCGCCCCGACCUUAGAAGUGCCCCCAGGACUCUCGCUCCCACCCGCCGCCACCACGCCACAGUCAGUUACGCCACUAACAGCCUCAACCACACCUGGUGAUCAAACUCCAAUAAGUACCGCUACAUCGGCAGCUUCAGCUGCGGUAUCUGGUACCGACGUGAAAAAACCUUAG
Molecule: messenger RNA, 1194 nt
Organism: Spodoptera littoralis (African cotton leafworm)
Lineage: Eukaryota; Metazoa; Arthropoda; Insecta; Lepidoptera; Noctuidae
Source: the annotation of a GenBank genome assembly